Messenger RNA from Didymodactylos carnosus, 837 nucleotides. NCBI's taxonomy places the organism in Eukaryota, Metazoa, Rotifera, Eurotatoria, Philodinida, Philodinidae. The record is from the annotation of a GenBank genome assembly.
AUGUGUAGACGGAACUAUUCAAGGGCAGAUUGGACUAAAUUCGUGCGAAAUAUUGAUGAUGCAAUUAGAGCAAUAGGUUUAGAGGCAGCAUUAAUCAGAAAUAAAGAUGAGAUUGAUAAAUUUGCAAAACAAAUAGAUGACAUCUUAUUAAAUGCAGCUCAUGUUACAAUUCCAAAAUGGCACAAACAUCUUGAGCAAAUUAGAAUAUCAGCAGCUAGAGAAUUGGGCAAAAUAAAGCGAUGGAUUAGUCAAAAUAAGCUACAAGAUGUGAAAACAUUAAUUGAUUUAUACAAAACUCGAUUAAUUUCAAAGAUCGAUUACGGUGCGUCUGUAUGGUCAGCUACAUUAGCAAAAUCAUCACUAAAAAUAAUCGAAAAAAUUCAGAAACAAUAUUUGUCCUAUGCUAUCGAUUCAUUUGAAAUCUCAUCACAAGUCAUGGAGGCUGAAUGUAGAAUAUUACCGUUGAGAUUACAUCUAAAAAUGAAAAGAUUGAAAAAAGCAGCGUCGAUUAGAUCAAAAGCUCUUUUUAAUCCGUUACGAAAAAUCAUUGUGAAAUCAAAAUCAUGUCCAUUGACAAUAAUGUACAAUGAAAUCGAGUCAAGUAUGAUUGUCGAUGAGAAAUUAAAGAUGUGUAUGAAUAAUUUAGAACUAAUUCCGAGAUUUCAACCAUCUCCACCGUCAAUUAUUAGUGAAAUAAAAAGUGAUCCAUGCGGUGCAUCAGAAAAUGAACGAAUACUAAUUGAGCAAUCUGAAUCCGACGAUAAUCACAUUUUAAACUACUCAAAUGGCUCAAAAAUCAAUGAUCUAUCUUCAACUGCGUUUUAUAUUCCAAACUGA